Molecule: messenger RNA, 1357 nt
Organism: Daucus carota subsp. sativus
Lineage: Eukaryota; Viridiplantae; Streptophyta; Magnoliopsida; Apiales; Apiaceae
Product: probable caffeoyl-CoA O-methyltransferase At4g26220
Exons: 6
Coding region: 381-1097 (238 amino acids)
Molecular function (GO): O-methyltransferase activity; S-adenosylmethionine-dependent methyltransferase activity
Source: RefSeq, a predicted model, not a curated record
AAUGUAGGUAAGAAGAGGGGUGAGUUGUUUUAAGGGUGAUUCAUGUCAUGUAGUUACAAAGUAGGUCUGAUAAAUCUAUGUACGUUAUAGUUGCCUUUGCCAAAACUUCGGUUUCUGCAGACUGCACAUUGCAGCAAUUUCUUGUAGUCCUCGAAGAUUUAUCAAAUAAAAUACCACUAUCGCGAUGUUCUAUAACCGUAUACAAACCACUGCUAAAUCAUUCAAUAUAUUUUGUCAUAAAUUUUCAUUAAAUGUGAAGAUCAAAAUCAUUUUCUCUGAUGUUUCCAUAAUCUUAGUUCAUUCAACAGUGACUUCCAGGGCACAGAAAAGGAAGGACUCAUCACUUAUCAGACUCGUCGUAUUAUUAAUCAGUGAGAGUAAUGGAAAACGAAACGAAGGAAGUACUAAGCCCAAACAAAGGUUUAUUGCAAAGUCCAGAGUUGUAUCAGUAUAUCUUGGAAAGUAGUGUGUACCCGAAUGAACCAGAGCCUCUUAAGGAGCUAAGGGCUGUUACAGCAAGCCAUCCCAGGGCAUUAAUGGGAACAGCCCCGGAUGCAGGCCAGAUGAUGUCUAUGCUCUUACAGUUGGUAAAUGCUAAAAAAACAAUUGAAAUUGGAGUCUUUACUGGAUAUUCCCUGCUCCGCACUGCUCUGACGAUUCCAGAUGAUGGCAAGAUUAUAGCAGGAGAUUUGAAUCUCGAUACAUAUGAGAUUGGUUUGCCAAUUAUUAAAAAGGCUGGAGUAGAACACAAAAUUAACUUCAUUCAGUCUGAGGCCUUUCCGGUCUUAAAUAAACUCCUUGAAACGUCCAAUAAUGAAGGAAGUUUUGAUUUUGCUUAUGUUGAUGCCGACAAGAUAAAUUAUCAUAACUAUCAUGAAAGACUGUUAAAAUUGUUGAAAGUUGGCGGCCUAGUUGUAUACGAUAACACACUUUGGGGAGGUAGUGUUGCGAUGCCUGAGGAUCAUGUUGCAGAAAAGUGGAGAACCAACAGGCACUGGAUAAUAGAGUUUAAUAAACUUUUGGCAUCUGAUUCUCGCAUUCAAAUUUGCCUUGCACCUUUGGGUGAUGGAAUGACCAUCUGCAAGAGAUUGAUCUGAAAUACCACUAAGAUAUCACUGCAACACCCCGAAGCUUUGCAAGAUUGAAGAGUUGUCCCAUUAGAAUAACCAUAUGCAUAGAAAUUUAUAAGCGAAGUUUGAGAACGCGAUAUUGUUAUGUUUGAUCAUCUUGUAUAGAAAUUUGGAAGACUUGCAGCUUGACGAUCUUAAAUUUAUAUGUUGCGAGUCUCUUUGUAACAGUGACAGUAUAUGACAAUCUUUGUAAGAUUCAUAUUAUAUUUCAAAUUAAUUCUUUACCA